Chara braunii is the source of this 2615-nucleotide messenger RNA. The record is from the annotation of a GenBank genome assembly. NCBI's taxonomy places the organism in Eukaryota, Viridiplantae, Streptophyta, Charophyceae, Charales, Characeae.
ACACUUCAUCUUUUUUUUUUCCUCCACAUCAUUGCGGGCAACAGCAUGGCAGGUGACGGCAGUGGCGGGGUUGGACCAUCGAGGCACAGGCGGGGCACUGCUGAUGCAGACAAGGGGAAAGGUCAGGUGCCAGAUGUUGCUGACAAGCCUUCCUCGAGCCAGACAGUGCAAUCAACUACAACGACCGUCAACAAGGACGCAACACCAGGCACUGACCCUGCUCUCUUUCAACCCCAAGAUGCUGACGCACAUCAGAAGUUGCUAAAGAGGAGUUCAGUGUGGCAGUGGAUUGAACAGGGACAAGUGGCAUUGUCGGCAGGCCGUGGGGAGUAUUGGCUCAGGUGUCGCCUGUGCUCCACCGUCUUCAGGGGCUCAUCGUCCAAGGCGGUUCAUCAUUUCCUGAAGCCGCAAAAACUAUGUCCUUUUCGGACGGGGGAGAUUGUCGAUGAGCUUGUGACCAACCAGCGUGGCAAGGUAAAGCCGAGCGACAAGAAAACUAAGUACUUGUUGAAGAAUGCUAGGGGACUAGCCAGGUGUCCAGAGGGGGGUGAGGAGCAUGUGGAGAGUGGAUCUGAUGCUGAGGAUCCCUUGUCUGAGCCGAUGUCGCCACCUCUCCCGGGGCGGUCUGCUCCACGGCUAAUUGCACACACUCUUGCCACGGAAAGUGGGGAUGGGGAGAAGGGUGAUGAGAAGACCGGUGAAGCGCGGGGCACUGUCAAACCUGUCAUGGCGAAGCAGACCACAAUCAAGAAGUGGCUCAACAAUCAAGCUCAGAGGGAGUUGGACAUUGCCUGGGCGGAGGCAAUGUUCAGGGCGGGCAUUCCUUUCAACUUCCUAAACUUCGCCACCAUGCAAGCUCUACACGAAACAUACCUGAAGGUUGCAAGUGCAAGGCCAAAGGUCAAGUUGCCUUCCUACAAACACAUGCGGACUGUCAUGGUUGAUUACAUCUACCUGAAGGUGCAGAAAGCAAUCAACCYCAUGACUGCAUGUUGGGACACAACCGGCUGCACAUUCAUCASCGACGGGUCCACAGAUCGCAAGAACCGACCGGUGAUGAAUUUCCUUGCARCGGGGGAGAAAGGAGCAGUUCUGGUCACGACAGUGUACAUGACGGGGAGGAAGAAGAACGCAGCAGCAUUGGCAAAGUUAUGGGAGCAGGUGAUGCGUGAGAUAGGGCUUGAGCGGAUCAACGCGAUAUGUACAGACAAUGCGGAGGUCAACAAGAAGGCGGCUCAGAUCUUAGAGAGGCGGACCAACAAAGAUGUCGCGAAGAUACCGUGGGUGCCAUGCGGAGCGCACUGUUGCAGUUUCUUGCUGAAGGACUUGAGCAAUUUGCCAUGGGUGACGGACACGGUGAAGACGGCAAACACGAUUGUCAAAUUCAUAAGGAACCACCACUCUACGCACGGCCUCAUGAUGGCUAUCGACAACUCCUUGUCAUUGUUGCGUCCAACAGAGGUCCGGUUCAGGUCUGUGUAUCAGAUGCUGGGUAGGUUGGUUAACAGGGAGGACGUGCUGAAGGAUAUGGUGGAUGGGGAUUAUGGUGCGAGAUGCAGGGCACUGAGGUGGUCCUCGGCAAAGCUGCAAAGGAAGGCCGACCUCGUCUAUUACUCAGUGAGGUGUGACAGUUGGUGGGAUAAGGUGAAGAAAAUUGUGGCCAUCAUGGAGCCGGUGUUCAGCCUCCUCAAGAGAAUGGACAAGGAAGGAGUAUCUCCCACCAACCUCGUGGAGUACGACGAUCUCAUUGCACGGAGAUUGACAAAUGUCGUGCUCACGAAAAAAGAGCGCGAAGACGUGGUGGCGAAGGUGAAGGACCACGUGCAGAUGAUGCGGCAGCCAGCACAUGCAGCUGCCUUUCUUUUGGAUCCACGAAGGAGACAGCCUGGCUGGCUCAACGAUCCAGACAGUGCCCUCGUGCAAAAUGCAAUGCGUUUCUUGCUGAGGCAGAUUGGGGGGACAUGGGAUUCACAAAAACAUAUUGACAUGUGGGGGUAUCUGUGUGAGUUCUUGAGAGAGCCUGUGGAAGGUGAAGUCAGGAAAGAUAAGCAUAUGUGGACCCCUCUUGCUAGAACGGCAGCCACAGAACGUGCUCCGGCGGAUUGGUGGUCGUUGCAUGGUGGAGAUGUUCCGGAUUUCCAGGCGAUCGCCAUCACAGUGCUGGGAAUGUGGAGCACAGCAACAUCUGCGGAGCGGAACUGGGCAUCGAUGGACUUUGUCCACUCAAAGAGGAGGAACAACCUCUCACCGGUGUCCCUGGAGAAACUUGUGUACAUUCAUUGGAACAUGCAGUUGCUUCGUGUUCGAACGAGCAAGGACAAUGGCUACGUGGAUAUAUGGGGGUCCUUCUUCGAGCCAUUGAUGGAGCCGACAGAGGAGGACCAAUCUCUCGACGAUGGAACAACGGAGAAGACGGUGGACGAAGGGGAGGAGGAAAAGAGGCAAAAGAGGUUGAAGAAGGCUCCGAAAGGACGGAUUCCCCGCAACCUGUUGGAUGAAGACUCAAGCGGGAGCAGCGAGCUUGAGGAUCUGAUAUGGUAGGGGAAAUGUUGGAAUGAGUCUACUUCGGAAGAGAGCAGUGGUGAGGAUGAUAUUGGUGAGGACUCCGACUUCGA